AUGAAAUUUAACCGUUGCAUCCGUUACUUCGUGAUCUUGGCAUUCCAAUCAUUGAUCCUACUUCUACUUACCGUGAUAUCAAAUCUGCUAUCUAUCUUAGUCAUAAUCCAACCUUCCACGAAAGAAGAAAAUACAGUGAGAUCAAUUGCCAUGCCAUAAGGGAGAAAAUCUAGAGCAAGCUCAACUGUAGCGAUCAAUGCUAAGAUAUUCGUAGCACUAAGGCUAGGUUACUGGGAAUUUGGGAGAUUUGUUGUUGUUUCUGUUUGUGGUUUUGAAUCUUCUGAUUAGGUUAAGUGCAUGUGUUAUCUUCAUAGAUUGGUUGAUUGUUCUUGCACAUUCGGUAACCUAGUGGCGAAUAGGUGUUUAAAAAAUAAUGACAUUAUUAUACAUUUGUUGAAUUGGUACUCUGGAUUUACUGUUAAAGGGGCUUUUGUCGCAAGAUUUGCUGCCCGCGAUGAUUUGGUUCUUGUAUUGCCGGAGAGGAUCCAAGCACUCCCGGAUGGGAUCCCUGCUGCACCCAAACAAAAUGGAUGUGAUUGCAGAAGGAUUGGAUACUUCGAAAAACAUGGCACACGUGUGUUACAGUUUGAUAGGCAAGUUCCACUGAUGGAUGAGAUUGAUACUAAGUGUGCUAAAAUGAUAUACAAGGCUAUAUUGUAUUUAUUCUUGUGGUAUACUCAUAUCUCUUGUAUUUUCUUGAGAAUAUCCUCUGAUUUUUUUAUAAAUAUAUUGGUGUCAUUUUUUAUUCCACUUCAGAGAACCAUCUGUCCUAUAUGAACACACUAUGUAUGCCCUUAUGCAAUAUGUAAAAUAGUUGUGGAUAUUUUUUCUUGGAUCAAUCAACAUUGACUCUGUCUCUUGCAUCCCAAAUGACGCCUUUGAAAUCAUGUAAUAUGUGAAGAAAUUCAUCGUACAUUUCUAUGCAUGUUGCCACACCAAUUAAGGAAAAAUCAAAACAAAACAAGGAAAGGAACAAGUAGUUUCCAAUUCCAAAACAUUGUUGAACUAUGUUAACUUACAAGUAUUUCAGCGCUGUGGAUUUUCAGUAUUUCAAAACAACUUUUUAUCGGUCAUAAUAAAAUAGAAAGAUAACAAAGAAUAAAAAAAUUACCAUUAAUAAAAUUUCAAUGCAUAAUACAUGUAUAAAAUCAACAACCCAGUUCCAUUAUGGUGGAACUUUAUUCCUCAAACUGUAUCUCACAUACAUAUAUAUACCUAUACACAAUACUUGAACAAUACCCUAUUUUUUCUACUAUAUACAACAGCUACUAGUACUUCUAUGUACUGUAAAGAAUAAUCACACAGCUCAAUAUACAUUCUUCCUUAUUUACAUAUAGAAUACACUUUCCAUCUAUGUACACACAAAUAAGCUACUAAGCUCUUGAGGUACUCAUGUAUAUCCAGUGAAGGCUAAGCUAUUAAGCUCUUGAGGUUGUAUGAUUGAACUCCACUGAUCAAAGUUGCAGAAAUUGUACCCUUUGCUUAAAUCUUUUUCAACUUCUCUGCUUAGGUUUUGAUUGAGGACAGCAUAAAAGUCCGUCUCGCUAUUAUUUUCAACCGCUUUUCUCUUCAGAGGAUUAUCAAACAAUCCCUCAGUUGCAGAUGAUAAGAACUGGGCUCCUAUUAUGUUUAAGCUGCUUUCUUCAUAAAAUGAAGCAUGUGGUUUUACAUUGUCUGAUGACAUACCAAUGGUAUUGGGAAGAACAGUCUUAGAAGCCAGAAUAUAAGGUAACAUUGGAUAUUCAUUCUGCACAUAGUUUUUGACUGGUUCAGGAUUUGAGUUCUCAUUCAUUUGCUGAAAUUGACUUGUUGGUUCAUAAUAACUAAGUUCAUUUGAAUCUUCCAAACCCCUUCUCGGGCUUCCGGUUUUUUGUCGAACUCGGCAUAACACCCAUUCGUCCAGCUGAAACCAAAUCAGAAUAACAAAAAAGUAAUCAAAUAGGUAUUAUUAAAUAUAAACUUCAUAUUGAAGGCGCAUCUGGUGUCAGUUACAUGUCAAUGUUGAUCACUGACUCAUGUGCUACGUUCAAUGUUUUCAAAUUUUUAUCAGUAUCGACGUGGUAGUGUCGUGUUUAAUAUCGGUGUUUCUGUGUGUAUCAGUGUUUCAUAGAUUUUAAAAGAUGAAAAGUUGAACUAAUGGAAUUGACCUACUCGCAUAGAAGUAGAACCGUUAUGCUUGGAAUUUGAGAUCACUGAAUCAUGCAGCCUAUAUUCAUGCAUGAUCCACUCGGUUUUAGAUCCUUUCGGUGGACGUCCCUUAUAGAACACAAGAGCUUUCUUCACUCCAAUGCUUUUCAAACCACAUGAAGUCAGAAUCGGUUUAUCAGUUCCAGUAGCUUUCCAAUAACCCACACCAGCUGCUCUAUUAGGCCUCAAUCCUUUCGGAUAUUUUCUCUCCCUCGGAGUAAAGAAAUACCACUCUUCUUCACCAAACAAAGCCUUAUCUGUUAAUAAACAUUCCAUCAAAAAAUAAGAAUGAAAAGAAAACUAUAAAACUAGUGAAGUUUUUAAAGACAAACUUGGAAGCUCCCAUGGAUUGUACUUGUAGAGAUCUAUUUCUGCUAUGAAUGAAGCAGGAAGAGGAGAUGAAGUCACUUUGUUUCUUAGAUAGUGAACUACUAGCUCUUCAUCAGAAGGGUGGAAUCUAAAUCCCGGAGGGAGUUGAAUUUCUGAAUGAGGAUUUUUGUCCAUGAAGAUGGAGAUACACAAUGUCGACGAAAGAAACUAGGAGAUUUAUCUCUCAAUUACCGAUAUUAUCGACCAAAAUGGUUUGGUUGUAAGGUUGAAAUCACUGUGCAUGGUUUAUAAAUAUAUAUGUGCUGUUUGAUCAUGCAGAUAAUGACAAUUAUCAUAUAUUAUAAUACUAGGUAGGUGUGUGUGAAACGAAAAUAACCCUUUUGUCUCAUGUUAUAUGACAACAUUCUUCAAAUUUAGACAAAAGAUUGAGUCCUGUGGUA
Vicia villosa (hairy vetch) is the source of this 2957-nucleotide messenger RNA. RefSeq lists its product as uncharacterized. The transcript is spliced from 3 exons. The coding region runs from base 298 to 777 and encodes 159 amino acids. The record is from RefSeq and is a predicted model, not a curated record. Lineage: Eukaryota; Viridiplantae; Streptophyta; Magnoliopsida; Fabales; Fabaceae.